Molecule: messenger RNA, 1170 nt
Organism: Trypanosoma brucei brucei TREU927
Lineage: Eukaryota; Euglenozoa; Kinetoplastea; Trypanosomatida; Trypanosomatidae
Exons: 1
Coding region: 1-1170 (389 amino acids)
Biological process (GO): ribosomal large subunit biogenesis
Cellular component (GO): preribosome, large subunit precursor; nucleolus
Molecular function (GO): protein binding
Source: RefSeq, a predicted model, not a curated record
AUGUGUCUUGUCAAACGUGGGUUACCACAAAAUGGUGGCGGUGGCGGCGAAUUCGUUCUUUGUUGUUCUACUUUUUUCAAAAGAAAGUGUUGCGUAAGUAUGGCUUGUGUAACCGGUGACGACACUGGAUUGGUAAAAGUUUGGAACAUCUCGAAGAGUACUGGGGCCACGUUGUCUUUUUCAUAUGGUGAACAAAGCAGAAAAAGAGGUAUUGCCGGUAUGUGUUGGGUGGACAGCUCGACAACAAGGGUUGCCUUUUCUAUGAAUGAUGGAGUUCUUUCAAUAUUGGAUCUGAGCGAACGCGCUGUUACUUUAUCGAAGAAAGUCGGUGUAUUUUCCGCUUUGUCGAACAGUUUGUGUUCGUACAAAGGGAAAAUUCUCGUCGCGUCUGGUAGUGGAAAAGUUUUAUUAACAACUCCGGUUCUAGAGGCAGCAGACACUAUCGAAUGCGGUGGUCCCGUUGAGGCAUUUCACUUCCACCGCAGGUAUGGUAUGUGGUCCAUGGGAGGGAAGGGGAACGACAUGUGCGUUUACGACCUUAAUUCGCAGGAUGUUGGGACGCCUGUGUUUCGUGCGCAGAAUGUGAGGGAUCAUGUUUUAGAUGUACCGUAUCCUGUAUAUGUAACAGGGACGUGUGUAAUUAACCCAUUCGUAUUUUGCACAACCACUGCAUAUCACCAGGUGCGUUUUUACGACCGUCGAAGUAGCGAGAGACCGAUACAAGAGUUUGAAAUUAGUCGAGAGAUCGAGCGAAGGCCAACAACUCUUUUACAGUGGAACUGCAACAAAUUUCUUAUUGGUGAAGCGAGUGGUGAUGUUCAUUUGUAUGAUACCAGACGGGGGUUCGCAUCGAGAGCCAAGUUGCGUGGAGGCGUUGGGAGCGUUCGGAGCAUGGCCAAGCACCCAUCUGGACACCAGAUUCUUGCCGUUGCUGGUUUGGACAGAAAGGCGCGGUUAUACCACGUUCCGACAGGGAAGCUUCUUAUGACAAUGUACACGAAGCAAAGGACUACGAGUGUUCUCCUUGACAAGGGAAUACCACUCAAAGAUAAUACAGCAGUGUACAGUAACGUGGCAAAUUCUAAACAGCCCAGUAAGUUGAACGGCAUCGGCGACGAGGUUUGGGACAACAUGGAUCCUGUUGUCGAUGAUAUCAACUGGCAGCAGUAA